This is a messenger RNA of Rhinocladiella mackenziei CBS 650.93, 1605 nucleotides long. RefSeq lists its product as uncharacterized. The record is from RefSeq and is a predicted model, not a curated record. Lineage: Eukaryota; Fungi; Ascomycota; Eurotiomycetes; Chaetothyriales; Herpotrichiellaceae. The coding region runs from base 1 to 1605 and encodes 534 amino acids. Gene Ontology annotation, cellular component: membrane. Gene Ontology annotation, biological process: regulation of peptide transport. The transcript has 2 exons.
AUGGUCGACCUUCUCAUUCCACCUCAACACCAACCCUCUCAACCUGCCGAGCACAUCGAAAUGGACGCCAGCAUCUCGAGAUCUUCUUCAAGACAGAGGCUACUCGAGUCUCAGCCUCGGCCUCGGCCUGCCAUUCAGCGAGGCGCCCUCGCCGGUGUAGCGAGGCAUACUCUGGGAUUGAUCCUCCUUCUUUGUGUUGUCUUUCUCUGGACCUUGUCCAACUUCCUAGGAAGCAGCAUAUUUGCCGAUAACACCUACGCGAAACCGUUUUUCCUGACCUACCUCAAUACCUCCAUGUUCAUGCUGGCCAUGAUCCCGACCCUUCUACGAUCCGCAUACAAGAGACAUCGAGAUUAUGGAAACCUGCACGGCACAAUUCGCUCGGCCAUUUCAGGAAGAUGGAGCUAUAGACCUCUCAACAAUGACCCAAUAGAUUCGGAAGAUUCUGAAUCAGAGACUUUCAUUAAACCCAACAGGACAACUCCAUUAAAUGAAGAAAGUCAAAACGUGGACGAAAGAGAUAAGCACCUGGGGCUCAUCCCCACCGCCCGUUUGUCACUGGCUUUUUGUUUCCUCUGGUUUGGUGCGAACUACUUCGCCAUGGCAUGUUUGCAAUACACGACGGUUGCUUCAACAACAAUCUUAACUUCGACAUCAAGUUUUUGGACUCUCCUCAUCGGUGCGUUCACCCGAACCGAAAAGUUUACCUGGAGGAAAUUCUGCGGUGUACUGGCCUCCUUCGUGGGCAUCAUUCUCAUAUCACGAGUCGACCUCACCGCCAGCGCCAACAAUGAACCCACUGAUCCUCCCACAGGUAGGCGGUGGAGGUCAUUCUCCGUGCGGUCCCUAGACACCUUUCCUGAGAAACCUCCAUCGGAACUCGCGUUAGGCGACGCCUUAGCUCUCCUGUCCGCCAUCAUUUACGGCGUGUACACUAUCACACUGAAGAAGUCAACCAUCAAGGCUCUUCCUCGAUCGCUAAACAUGCCCCUCUUUUUCGGACUAGUAGGGAUGUUCAACUUACUCCUCCUGUUCCCGCUCUUUCCAAUUUUGCAUUUCACUGGGUUAGAAAAAUUUUCUCUUCCACCCACACGACGGAUAUGGACGAUCCUGUUGGUGAACAGCGUCAGCAGCUUUUUCAGCGACAUUUGCUGGGCAUAUGCGAUGGUCUUGACCAGUCCACUGCUGGUCACGGUUGGAUUAAGUCUGACUAUUCCUCUCAGUCUAGUUGGGGAAAUGGUUCUUCAAGGUCAUUAUGAGGGCUGGAUGUAUUGGCUUGGGGCGGGCAUUGUGGUGGGUAGUUUUCUAUUUGUUGACCAUGAGGAAAGAGAAGAAGAGACAGAUUCUGAUCCGCAAGGUCGAGACGGGCAUGGAGACGGACCAUUCCAGGUCGACAGGGCUGAGGGAGAUGGUCUUAUCAUCGCCGUUUCGAAUGAGGACCGAAGAGCAAGAGUUCCCCUUGCUCAGAAUAAAGCUCCUAAACAGAGCUCCGGCGGACAAGGACAACAAGGCAGGAGCUGGUGGGACCGAUUUCGUUCAACAGGUAGUGGAUCGGGUUCAAGCGGUGACGACGAUUUCUUGCUAGAUGAUGGUGAUUCGUCUUAG